Sinocyclocheilus anshuiensis is the source of this 621-nucleotide messenger RNA. RefSeq lists its product as uncharacterized. The annotation marks the transcript as partial. Lineage: Eukaryota; Metazoa; Chordata; Actinopteri; Cypriniformes; Cyprinidae. The transcript has a single exon. Gene Ontology annotation, molecular function: [heparan sulfate]-glucosamine 3-sulfotransferase activity. The record is from RefSeq and is a predicted model, not a curated record.
UCUAAAGUGCCCCGGAAGAUCUUAUUCAUGUUCACCCUGUCCCUUUCUGUCACCUACCUGUUCUAUAGCUUGAUGAGCUGUUACAACUCCUUCCAGUUCCAGGAGAACUACGUCUAUCAGGGGAGGCUCGUGACAGAGGAGACAACUUUUGUUACGCUGAGGGAGAAACUUUACUCGACCUCUUCCCAGGUCUACCUAGACGAGGAGUUCGUCGAGAGGACGGCCACAGAGCAAACCAUCGUCAUCUCGAGCGUUAGAAAUAGCGUGGAGAUCGACGAGAGGACGGCGGGAUGGGUGCGAGCUCAGGCGGCUACGACGCGCUCCGCCGCCGCCGCUGCUGCUGGAGAGCCCCCGGAAUUCAGCACCACGGACAGCGAGCUUCGGAGAGCGGUGAACUGCACCUCGGAUUACGGGGUUAAAAAAUUGCCCCAAGCCAUUAUAAUCGGAGUGAAGAAAGGGGGGACAAGGGCUCUGCUGGAAGCUUUGCGGGUUCAUCCCGAUGUUCGAGCCGUUGGGAAUGAGCCUCACUUCUUUGACAGGAACUACGAGAGGGGGCUGGAUUGGUACAGGUGCGCCCUUCACGUUUCUCUGUUGUGUUGUUUAUGGGUCAAUGCCAGAUAA